Macadamia integrifolia is the source of this 639-nucleotide messenger RNA. RefSeq names its product glutamic acid-rich protein-like. The transcript has a single exon. NCBI's taxonomy places the organism in Eukaryota, Viridiplantae, Streptophyta, Magnoliopsida, Proteales, Proteaceae. The record is from RefSeq and is a predicted model, not a curated record. Bases 1 to 639 code for a protein of 212 amino acids.
AUGGCCUCAUAUGAAAUACACCUAAUUCAUAUAGGUGGAGAAAGUGACAGUGAUACUGAAAGCACUGAGCAAAUCUAUGAAGCAGUGAAUGCUAUUAGGGGAAAUGCACCUAAUGUGGAUCCAACAGAUAUCAUUCGCCCAAUUUUUUCUUCUGAUGAUGAUUCAGAGGAAGACGAAGACAAGGAUGAGGAUAUAGAAGAUGGUCAAGAAUCAGAAAAUGAAGAUCUAGAGGAAGAUCUUGUUGAAGAAGACAAAGAUGAAGAUUUAGAAGAUGGUCAAGAAUCAAAAAGUGAAGAUCUAGAGGAAGAUCUUAUUGAAGGAAGGGAAGACAAUCAAGAGUCAGAAAGUGAAUAUUUUUUUGAAAGAAAUGAGUUUGAACUAUAUAAGGAGGAAAGUGAAGAAGAGAAUCCCUCCUAUGACAAUGUGCUCUGCUUGCUGAAUCAAAUGUGUGAAGAUAUGUUAAUAACUGAAAAAAUGUUGAGGAAAGUGGCAGUCCGACAAGAAACUGUCAAAGAAGUUUGUGAAAAACUUAAUGUUAAUUUUGAGGAUGAACCAUUUCUCAAAGGGCUUAUUCUGCAUUUGAAUAAUAUUAUUCAAAUAGUUAAAGCUCAGGCUAUUGACAUUUCUGGGGGUCCUUAA